UUCAUCUCCUGAAUUACUCCUCACCACUUUUCUGUUUCUUUUAAGUUAAUGAUAAAGCUCUCUCUGCUCUUCGAUAUCAUUCAAAACAAAUCAACAUGUCUUUAUCAUUAGCUGCAACUUCGAAUUUUUAUAAACUUCAAAUCAUGAGCGUUCCUUCCUCAUCUAGUACAAUCAAGCCUUGUUUUAAUAAAGCUUGCUGGAUUAAAUCUUCCCUACAGUCUCCUCUUCAAUUACCCGAACAACCUCAUUGCUCACAUAAUAUCACGAAAGAUGACUCGGGUUCGAGUCCUUCCACACCACGAAGAUGGAAUUUACUACAAAAGGCGGCAGCCACGGCUUUAGACAUGGCGGAGAAGGCCUUGCUCUCGCUUGAAGCCAAACAAACACUCUCCAAGACAGCUGAUCCAGCAGUACAAAUGGCCGGCAACUUUGCUCCGGUGCCCGAAUCAUCUGUCCGACAAAAUUUACAAGUUAUAGGGACCAUUCCUGAAGAUAUAUCCGGCGUCUACGUGAGAAACGGUGCAAAUCCAUAUUUCGAGCCUGUUUCCGGACACCACUUAUUUGAUGGUGACGGAAUGGUUCAUGCGGUUAUGAUAAACGGCAAUUCGGUGAGUUAUGCAUGUAGGUUUACGAAAACUGAAAGGCUUGUUCAAGAACGAGAUUUGGGUAGACCGAUUUUCCCUAAGGCUAUCGGUGAGCUUCAUGGACACUCGGGUAUAGCUCGAUUGGCACUCUUUUAUGCCCGAGGGCUAUUCGGCUUGGUUGAUCCGAGCCAUGGAAUUGGUGUAGCUAAUGCUGGCCUUGUUUAUUUUAAUGGCCGACUUUUGGCCAUGUCGGAAGAUGAUCUUCCCUAUCAAAUUCAAGUCAGCGAGAGUGGUGAUUUAGAGACUAUUGGUCGAUAUGACUUCGAGUCGCAAUUGAAGUCUUCGAUGAUAGCUCAUCCGAAAGUUGACCCCGUGUCGGGUGAGCUAUUUGCUUUGAGUUAUGAUGUUAUUAAGAAACCCUACUUGAAGUAUUUUCGAUUUUCUAAAGAUGGUGAGAAAUCUCGUGAUGUUGAGAUCCCCUUGGAUAUCCCUGCAAUGACGCAUGAUUUCGUGAUAACAGAGAAUUUUGUUGUGAUUCCUGAUCAACAAGUGGUGUUCAAGCUACAAGAAAUGUUGAAGGGAGGUUCCCCGGUUACGUAUGACAAAAACAAGAUGUCUAGGUUUGGAAUUUUAUCCAAAUAUGCCGAAGAUUCGUCUGAUAUUAUUUGGAUUGAUUCACCCGAGAAUUUUUGUUUCCAUUUAUGGAAUGCAUGGGAAGAACCGGAUUCGGAUGAAAUUGUCAUUAUCGGCUCAUGCAUGACACCACCCGACUCCAUAUUCAAUGAAUCCGAUGAGGGUCUCGAAAGUGUUCUUUCUGAAAUUCGGCUAAAUUUAAGGACGAGAAAAUCUACAUGUCACGCCAUAAUGAGUCCAUCAGAGCAAGUGAAUAUUGAGGUUGGAAUGGUGAAUCGGAAGAAACUAGGCCGAAAAACGGAGUUUGCCUACUUGGCCAUUGCCGAACCGUGGCCUAAAGUAUCUGGUCUGGCCAAAGUGAACUUAUUUACUGGAGAGGCACAAAAAUAUUAUUAUGGCGACGAAAGGUAUGGCGGGGAGCCAUUCUUUUUGCCUUCAAACUCCGACAGAGAAGACGAGGGACACAUUAUGGCAUUCGUUCACGACGAAAAGACAUGGCAAUCAGAGCUUCAAAUCAUCAACUCUGCGAACAUGGAAUUAGAAGCCACAGUUAAGCUUCCGUCGAGGGUGCCUUAUGGAUUCCACGGAACAUUCAUCAGCUCCGAGGAAUUGGUACAAUAAGUACAAAAAUUUGGUAAAAUGAAAGAGUGGUAAUUAAUUGAUGUCAGUACCAUGCUGGUGUUUCCCCGGACUCUCCUUAACAUAUAUUAGCUAGAAGACAUGUAUGUAGUUAAUCUUGAAGUAAUGCUGACCUACGUCGUUAAAAGAGAAUUAAAGGGAGCCAAGCUUGUAGCUCGAUUGUAAUAUUGUUAGAGCUCAGCUGGUUUCUUGUGUAUAUCAAGCUUAUCCUUUUUUUUUCCAAACCAAUGUCCGGUCAUUUUGCGCACAUCUCGACUAAUCCGGUUGAUAAAUAUUAUAGUCCACUUAUUUCCAGAAUUGUCCAGGAAAUGAAACUCGUGACCUCAAGAUAGUAAGCCUUAAGCGUUAAGCGUCACUAUCCAACCAUCUGGACAUCCGGUAUGAUAGGCUUAUCCGCUUUGCUUGUAAACACUUG
Messenger RNA from Daucus carota subsp. sativus, 2271 nucleotides. Its product is annotated as 9-cis-epoxycarotenoid dioxygenase NCED2, chloroplastic. Gene Ontology annotation, biological process: carotene catabolic process. Gene Ontology annotation, cellular component: chloroplast stroma. The record is from RefSeq and is a predicted model, not a curated record. Gene Ontology annotation, molecular function: carotenoid dioxygenase activity. NCBI's taxonomy places the organism in Eukaryota, Viridiplantae, Streptophyta, Magnoliopsida, Apiales, Apiaceae. The coding region runs from base 96 to 1838 and encodes 580 amino acids. The transcript has a single exon.